UAGGUGGACGUGCCCUGUGGACGCCUGUGGUCCGCAAGAAAAAUUAAAAAAAAAAGUGUUAAAAAUACCGCGCUCGCGCUGUCAAAAAAAGUGGCGGGAGAUAAAAAUGUAGAUUUUUUGGAAGUACCUACGUUGAGUAGACCAUCAAAAAUGCGGCGCGGCGGACGACAGACAACAAACUACCUUUUGUUAGUUGUGCCGCGUCGGAAAGGCGUGACAGCACGUCUGCUGCUGCUAGUGCUGUCAGCGGCGGCACUGGCAGCAGGCUGGGCGCUGGCGGACCGCAUUGCGACAGCGCUGCUGUACCCGCUGCCAACAACGAACACCCUAGACCAUCUCCGGAUAAACAGGAGCUUGAAGUCCUACUUGGAUAAUAUCACGCUUCUACUGGAGCCCUCACCAUCAUGCGCGGGCGCCCCCGUGGUGGCGGUCGUCACCUCCACGCCGCACCACUUCGACCAGCGCAUGGCCAUCCGGGAGACCUGGGGGAGACACCUGCCCACAUACUUCAUCCUGGGACUUAAUGGUACCGCUGUCGAGGACCUAUUGGUAGACAACUACAUAGAAGCGAAAGAGCACCGUGACAUGAUCGUGUACCAGUUCCGCGACCACUACCAGAACCUGACCAUCAAGACGGCGCUGCUGGUGCGAUGGGCGGCGGCCGCCUGCCCCGGCCUGACCUUCCUCUUCAAGGUCGACGAUGACAUCCUCGUCAACCCCUGGACGUUGAAAGAUGUUGUCAAUAAGAGCAGCGAUGCUAAUUUGAUAGGGUACCGCAAGGAGAACUCGUAUGUUCACCGCGACGAGCACAACAAGUGGUACCUGCCGCGCUGGCUGCUCCGCCCGGACCUCGUGCCCGAGUACCUGUCGGGUACCGCCUACCUCAUUAACGGUCGUCACCUCACCACAAUCCUCCACACCGCAUUCAACAUCCCCAUGAUCAACCUGGAAGACGUGUACUUCACCCACCUGGUGGCCAGCGAGCUGGGGCUGACCUUGACUCAUGACCGCCGGCUCAGCCCCUACAAGCCCUGGGCUCCAGCAGCCUGCCUCUACUGGACCCUGGCUUCGGCCCACAGCCUGACUCCCCAGGAGAUGACCAGGGUCUGGCCUGGUCUUAGCUACCUUGGGGAACAGUAUGAUACUGGACAAAAAGUCUGUGGAUUCUAUGAAAAGUAUUUGAAUAGUGAACUGUUAUUGUAUUAGGAUACGCGUACAUAUGACGAGGCGCAGCAGAGUGGGCCGCAUUUACCGUGUUAUAUUUAUCAUGGCUUAUCUUAAAAAGUCUUAAAAAACUUAACAUAAACAACAGAAAAUGCGGCCCGUUUCGUCCCCUAUUAUAACAUGAUGGUGUUCGUUUUAGGUAUAAAUUACGUUAUAUUGUUAAUAGCACGGGCGUAU
Aricia agestis (brown argus) is the source of this 1401-nucleotide messenger RNA. Its product is annotated as beta-1,3-galactosyltransferase 5-like. The record is from RefSeq and is a predicted model, not a curated record. Gene Ontology annotation, molecular function: hexosyltransferase activity. NCBI's taxonomy places the organism in Eukaryota, Metazoa, Arthropoda, Insecta, Lepidoptera, Lycaenidae. The transcript has 7 exons. The coding region runs from base 151 to 1206 and encodes 351 amino acids. Gene Ontology annotation, cellular component: membrane.